AUGACAAAAUGGUUGUUAAUACUAAUUAUUAUUAUUAAUUGUGUAAAAUAUAUAGAUACAUUGAGAAUAAAAAGGAAUUUAAUACUAAUUCUUAAGAGGGGAAAGAAAAAAGGAAAAGUAUACUCAAGAUGUUUUAUAAAUAAUUUUUUACAGGCAGAAAAAAAAAAAAGAAAUUCUCAAUUUUUUCGAAUUUAUAGAGGAUUUGGAACAACAUGUUCAUAUGAAUGGAUAGAAUCAGAUGAUAAUUUAGAAAUAAAAAUUAGAUUAUCACCAAAUGUAAGUCCAGAUGACAUUCAAUAUAGAUUAAAAUGUGAUUACAUAUAUGUUAAAUUAAAAAAUAAACCCAAAAGCGCAAUUGAAGGAAGGCUAAAAGGUAAUGUAGAUGUAAAUCUCUCUACAUGGUUUUUGGAAAAAUUUGAUGAUUAUAGUGUAUUAAAUAUAUUUUUAAAAAAAAAGGAUAGAGGAAUAAAUGAGUGGGUAGGAGUUGUAGAAAAAGAAAAUAUCUUACAUGUGUCAUACGAAAAUUCACCAGAUACACAUAAACAUUCCAAUACAUCAUCACAAAAAAAACUAGACGCAAAUAUGUUAUUAUAUACACAAUAUUUUGAAAAUGCAAAACAAGAGGAUAUAUAUGAAUUCUUGCUUAAAUGGGCAAGUAAAAAGGCAAUAAAUCCAAAUGACUUCGGAAUUCCUACAACGAAAUUAAAAACAUCCGUUAUGCAUAAUGAACAUGGACUAGAAAUUAUUAUUAGUGGAUAUGAUUUAAAAUGGGAAGCAGAAGAUAGCUUAUUAUUAAAGUUGAGUUCUUUUGAAAAAGGAAUAGAAUUAAAUGUAUAUAGAGGAAAUAUAGCUAGUGGGAUUAAAGGGUUACAUGGUAAUAUGAUAAGUUAUCUUGUACAAGAUUGUGAAGAAAGAAUCUUAAAAAAACUCCAACAUGAUUUGAAAGGAGUAUUUUAUUUAAACCCUUUAUCUAAAAAAAUAGAAAAAUUGAUGCAUGAACAAUCUCCUCAAAGAAGUUAUAAUUAUAUUUUAAGUGAAGAUAAUAAAAAGCAUAUCUCCUUAAAUGAUGAAAAUACAAAUAUAUCAAAUGUAGAUGCAAACGAAACAAGCAAUUCUGAGAACAAAAAGGAUAAGGAAGAAAAUGAAAAUGAAAAAAAAAAAAAAGAAAUAAAAAUAAAUUCAGAAGAUGAAGAAAUAAUUAUAAAAGAAUUAAACUUAAAUUCUAAAGUCAAAUUAACAUGUGAUGACAAAAAUAAAGAGCCUGAAUUUAUGAAAGAAUGGUCAGAAGAAAAAAAAAUUGAAUUUAGAAGAAAUUCCGUUUUAGAAUUAAAAAAAAAUUUAGAAUUGUCUCAAGAAAAUAAACUCACUUUAAAAUUAAAAGAUUAUAUAGAUCAUAUGAAAUUAUCUUUUGAUUUAACAGAGGAAGAAUCUAAAUUAAUAUGGAAAAAAGGAAUACUAAAAUCAGAUGAACAAAAAAAUAGAGAAAAGUUUUAUAAAUUUACUGAAAUAGAAAAUUUAACUGAUAAAAUAAAUAUGUAUAAUAUGGAUGAAACAAAUGCAGAUGAAUUUUCUUACUCAUAUAUAAAAGAGGAAAAUAAUAAUUCGCACGAAAAAAAUUAUAACAAUAAAAUGGAGAAAUUAACUAAUAAGGAGGAUGAAGAAAAUUCUGAAGAAAAUGAUAGUAAUAGAGAGUUAACUACAAAUGAAGAAAAAAAGGAAGAUAAUUCUUAUAUAGAUUUAAGUCCAAAUGUUAAAAGCGAAAAUAUUAAUAAACGAUUUUUUAAUUGCCUGGAGGAUCAACUACUAAGUUCCAAUGAGGAAAAUAAAUUAACAUUAUAUGAUAUUUAUAUGAAAAGUAAUGACAAUGAAAAAAAACAAAUGAGAGAAAAAUGGAGAAUAAACGAAUUGAGGUUAAAUACCUUAAUAGAAGAAUUAAAAUAUUUAGAUAAUGAUAUAAUACCAACAGUAUGUAAUAAUUAUAGAGAAGUCUUGUUAAGUGAUGAAUAUCCAUGUUUAAUGAAAUUAAGACUUCAGGAAAAUCCUCCCAAAACAGUAGAAGAGAAAAAAAUUUUACGAAUAGUUAAUUCAUUUGUUAUAAGUUUGUAUGAUGAUAUAAAAAUAGUAAUGGAACAUGAAGAAAAAGAACACUUAAAAAAAAUACAACUUAUAUGUGAAAAAGCGAUUGAAGAUGAAAAAGGAUUAAAUGAUUUUAUUGAGUCAAUGAAGCCUUUACUAGAUUACUCGUUUCUAGGUUAUAUUAAACAUGCAAUCAAUGUGGAAAAAAAAAAUAUACAACUUCAAAAUAAAGACUUCAGGGAAAACCCAUCUGAUUGGUUAAUUAUUUUAAUGAUUAUACAAAAAGGAAUUUAUUCUAUUUUAGAAAAAGAUAUAUGGGAAGAUGUCAUACAUAUUUCUUCUAUUAUUUGCCACGAUCAUCCUGGUGUACGACAAACAAUUUUGAAGACAAUGGUUGCGUCUAUGCCAAAAGCUGAUUGGAUAUUUUUUAAAGAUAUUAUUAAAACAUUAUAUAAAAGUGUUCAGGAAAAAAAAUUAACAGCUAACCAUUUUCCAGAUUUUCCUCAUAUUCCAGAAGCUAUUUUUCAAUUAAAUUAUGACAUAGAGAAAAUAUUACCUGAUUGGUUCAUAAAAGAAAUGCUUGAUGAAUAUGACAAAAGUGUUAUUGAACAAAUGAAAUUAAAAAAGCCUUUAUUUUGGAAAAUGAAAGAAACAAAAUGGGACCAAAAAUUUGUACAGGAUUUUAAAAGAUUACAAAUUGAAAAAUAUAAGCAAUACGAAAAUAAAAAAGCAAAACAAUGA
Molecule: messenger RNA, 2817 nt
Organism: Plasmodium gallinaceum
Lineage: Eukaryota; Apicomplexa; Aconoidasida; Haemosporida; Plasmodiidae
Product: CS-domain containing protein, conserved in, putative
Exons: 1
Coding region: 1-2817 (938 amino acids)
Source: RefSeq, a predicted model, not a curated record